AUGAGCAUUAUUUUAACCUUUUUAGCUUUAUUUGUUUUUUUAAUUUGUGUGUUUCCAUGUAUUACGGAAGAUACUCAUAAAUACGUGUACUCCGAGAUUUGUGGAAAAGGGGCGAAUGAAAAUGAAUCAAGCGUAUAUUGUAUGAAGGAUCAUAAGAAGAAGAAUUCUUUAUAUGUUUAUAAACAUAUUAUGAAAUUUUUCUUAGAUAAAUAUAAAUCAAUUCCCAAUGAAAUAGCAUUAGUAGAACAUUCUUAUGGGGAACCCCAAAAUUAUAUAACAUAUGACAAUUUUUUUAGAAAAGUAUCAUCAUUUAGUCAUACUUUGAAUACUUAUGAAGGAAAAGGUAUUGAAUCCAAAAAAUAUAAUGAAAAACAAAAUAAUGGUAUAUUUAAAUUAUUAGGUAUAUAUGGAAGUAAUUCAAUUAAUUGGCUAGCUUCUGAUUUGAGUGCAAUGAUGAGUGGAGUUACUACAUUAGUGAUGCAUUCUAAAUUUAGUAUUGAUGUAAUUGUAGAUAUAUUAAAUGAAACACAAUUGGAAUGGUUAUGUUUAGAUUUAGAUUUGGUUGAAGGAUUAUUAAAUCAUAUAAAUGAAUUACCACACCUAAAAAAUCUUAUAAUUUUAGAUACCUUAUCUAAAAAUAAAGAAAUAAAUUUAAAUAAGGAAGAAAAUAAUAAUGAUAAGAAGAAUAAAUCCUCAGGAAAUAGCACUAGUGUAAAAGGAAAUGAUUUAUCGAACAUGAUUGAAAUUACGUGUUCAGGUCCUUUGGAAUAUGAUAAGGAAAAACUAAAAAAGUAUAAUGAAUUAAAAAAAAAAUGUGAGAAAUGUGGAAAGAAGCUAAUGUUGUUUGAUGAUAUGACAAAGACUCAAACUAAAAAAUUCACUAUUAAAAAUGAAGACCCUGAUUUUGUUACGUCUAUUGUAUAUACCUCUGGAACAUCAGGAAAACCGAAGGGUGUUAUGCUGAGCAAUAAAAAUAUUUACAAUCAAUUAUUUUCAUUAUAUAAUCAUAGUGUAAGAGAAAGGUAUAGUUUUAAAAAUCAUUUAUCUUAUUUACCCAUAUCUCAUGUGUUCGAGAGAACAUUUGCUUAUAGUAUAUUAAUGUAUGGUGGAACAUUAAAUGUAUGGGGUAAAGAUAUUAAUUAUUUUUCUAAAGAUAUAUAUAAUACUAAGGAAAAUAUAAUGGGUGGGGUACCUAAGGUUUUUUGUAGAAUUUAUACUAAUAUAAUGACAGAAAUAGACAAUUUACCAUCUCCUAAAAGGCGGCUUGUAAGAAAAAUUUUAUCUUUACGUAAAUCUGAUCACAAUGGUCCUUUUAGUAAAUUCCUUGAAAGCAUUUUUCAUAUAUCGAAAAAAAUAAAAGAUAAAGUAAAUCCUAAUUUGGAAAUUAUACUAAGUGGCGGUGGGAAGUUAUCACCAGAUAUAGCAGAAGAAUUUUGUUAUUUAUUAAAUAUAAAAUAUUGUCAAGGUUAUGGUUUAACUGAAACUGCAGGUGCUAUUCUUGGUAAUCAUGCAGAUGAUGAACAUUUCGAAUAUAUAGGAGGUCCCAUUGCACCAAAUACAAAAUAUAAAGUAAGAACAUGGGAAACAUAUAAAGCAACUGAUACACUGCCAAAAGGUGAAUUAUUAAUUAAAAGUGAUUCCAUGUUUAGUGGAUACUUUUUAGAAAAGGAAUGUACCAAAAAUGCCUUCACAGAUGAUGGUUAUUUUAAAACGGGAGAUAUUGUACAAAUUAAUGAUAAUGGUUCUGUAACCUUUUUAGAUAGAUCAAAGGGUUUGGUUAAAUUAUCUCAAGGUGAAUAUAUAGAAACGGAUAUGCUAAAUAAUUUAUAUUCUCAAAUAACGUUUGUAAAUUUUUGUGUUGUAUAUGGUGAUGAUUCUAUGGAUGGACCAUUGGGAAUUAUAUCUGUGGAUAAAUAUUUACUUUUUAUAAGUUUAAAGAAUGAUAAUAUGUUAGAAAAAACUGGAGUUACUGAAAAAAAUUAUUCAGAAAAAUUAAUUGAUGAAACAUUAAAUGAGACUAUUUAUAUUGAUUAUGUAAAGGGGAAAAUGAUGGAAAUUUAUAAAAAAACUAAUUUAAAUAGAUACAAUGUUAUUAAUGAUAUAUAUAUAACUUCGAAACAAUGGGACACAACGAAUUACCUUACUCCAACAUUUAAAAUAAAAAGAUUCAAUGUAUUUAAAGAUUUUUCCUUUUACAUAGAUGCAGUUAAAAAGAAAUAUGAAGAAAAAUUAAGUGGAAGUAGCACGGGUAGUAUGAAUAAUGGUGAACGUUGUGAGAAAAAAGAUGAUAUUAAAAAUGGAAGUGAUAAUGAAAAUAAAAGAAUAUCGAAAUCGCAAUUGAAUGGUUUAAAUGAAUGUGCAAUAAAAUCUGAAGAAGAAGAUGUUCUAGAAGAAGUUCAAAAAGCACUAAGAAAAUAUGAAGAGAAGAACAUAACUCAGGGAGUACAAAAACAAUUAAGAAGAAGUAAUGGAACAUCUAUGAGAAAGGCAAGAGAAGGAUCAUUAUUAAAUAGUAAUGAAAGAGAAAAUGAUAUAAAUGGAAAAAGAUAUAUAAAAGAAACUGUACCAGAAGAACAACAAGUAAAUGCAUAA
Molecule: messenger RNA, 2592 nt
Organism: Plasmodium falciparum 3D7
Lineage: Eukaryota; Apicomplexa; Aconoidasida; Haemosporida; Plasmodiidae
Gene: ACS4
Product: acyl-CoA synthetase
Biological process (GO): monocarboxylic acid metabolic process; long-chain fatty acid metabolic process
Molecular function (GO): long-chain fatty acid-CoA ligase activity; CoA-ligase activity
Source: RefSeq, a predicted model, not a curated record